AAAAUCUUUCAUGACAUGUUUUUAGCGUGUGUAAUGUGAGAUCGAUUUUACACAGCUGUUUCGUACUAUACAUAGGAUAAAGGCAAUAUAAUUAUCAAGCUUUUCAUUUCUUUUGUUAAGUAUCGUUUUACGGUAUUGAGCUGUACACAGCUGAAUGACCGCUUUUAAUGUACUGCUCUAUAGUAAACAGGGAAUUUGAUAUACACGAGAACAGGAUAUAGAAUUUAAAAAUGUUCUAAAUAGUGAUUACGACUCGUACUUAAAGAAGUACAAGGUCAUCCGAGAUAAAGCGUAAAUCAUGCUUUCAUAGGAUGUAGAAAUGUUUGACUAAGGAUAAUCAAUUCAUAACACAGUGCACUGACACGUAGGCCGGUACGAAUAUUCAGUUCAAAUAAACGUGUUUGCCAUUCAACGAAGUCAUUUAAGGUUACGUACACUCGGAUAUAAACUAUGUGAUAUACAGAAUUACAAUAUAUACGCGCCAAAUUGUAACAGGUCGUUGUAUAAUCAGUGAUUAAUCGAUGAAGCUCUCUCCCUUGGUCAAAGCUAAAUCUGACAAGUGAUUGGUAGCAGGAACUAUUUCUGUACUUAUAGUACGACAGGAUGGCCACAUUUAUCGGAAUUGGUUGUAUGUCCGGAUCGUCUCUGGAUGGCUUGGAUAUGUGUUGUGUUGAGUUCACAGGGGAUGUCUGCUCAGAUUUGUGGGGUUAUCGGAUCUUGUGUGCUCAAACAGUACCGUAUACUGCAGAGUGGAGCGCUAAGCUUAAAAACGCGGCAAAACUUUCGGGUGCAGACUUAAUAAAACUUCACGUUGAAUACGGGCUGUUUAUUGGGAAAAAUGUGUCAGAAUUUAUAGAAAAUAACAAUUUGGAAAAUGUUCAGUUUGUAGCAUCACACGGGCAUUCAGUUUUUCACCAGCCAUCAGAUGGCUUUACAUUUCAAUUAGGAGACGGACAAACGACGUCAACCCAGCUUUCUGUUCCGUUUGUCUGCGACUUCCGGUCCAAGGACGUUUGCCUCGGAGGCCAAGGCGCACCUUUAGUGCCAUGCGGAGAGCGUUUUCUGUUCACAAACAAUGAAAUGUGUGUUAAUUUAGGAGGAAUAGCGAAUAUAGGAAUAAAAGGUCACAAAGGUUAUGACAUUUCAUCUUGUAAUAUAAUACUGAACCGCCUCGCUGCCCAGAAAGAUAGCAAAUUGCUAUUUGACAAAGAUGGUAAUAUUGCAAGAAGUGGAAAAAUUGUUAACGAGGUCCUUGAAAGAUUAAAUAACCUGUCAUAUUUCAAAUUGCCACCGCCAAAAUCUUUAUGGAGGGAUUACAUUGAAAAAGAAAUAUACCCACUGUUAAAUGUGAAGGAAAACAAAGUUGAAGAUCUGUUGCGCACGUGCACAGAACAUGUGGCGUUUAAAGUUGCUGAAGCAUGCAUUAAAGCUAAAGAGCUCGUGCCCAACGUCAGCGUCCCUAGCGUUCUUUUCACCGGCGGAGGAGCGUUAAAUAAAUUCCUGCUUGAAUUAAUACACGAGAAAUUAGAUGGCAGGGGGUUUGAAGUUGAACAGGCAGACGAGGAUACAAUCAAUUUCAAAGAAGCGCUCAUUUUUGCAUUUAUUGGAUUACGAUGUUUACUUGGCGAAGAAAAUGUAUUCCGGGAAAUUACAGGUUCGAGUAGCGACACGAUUUCCGGCAGUAUUCAUAGACCUUUAACAAGUGGUGCUGUUAAACCUAUCAGUCUGCUGAACAAAAGAUAGUGCUGUUGAUGAUAUCCUAGGUUUAAUGUAUAUACGUAUCUUAUUUAUCAAACUGUGUCUUGGCUCACACUUUUACGUCUGUAAUUAACUAUGAUUAAUUGAACGAAAAAAAAAACCCGAAAGCAUUUUAAUAAUUGUGACUGUAAUUAGAAAAUUGAUAGCUCUAAACAGUAAACAUUAAUUAAUCAAUUUCUCUCAAAAUACUUGUCUACACCUACAUCACCGACAUUUUAUGACACAUCAUUACCAUCAAAUGAGACUGGAAUGUGUACCUUCACAAAAUCUGCCGAAUGAAAAUAAAAAGUUCAUAACCGUUUUUUGAAGGUAAAUUAAAUAAAUGUUCAUGGACGUUUUAAAGGGGUUUUGGGAAAUUCGUGUCCGAUUGUUUUUUAUAGUUUGUUUCGAUUCAUUUUGAUGUGUAUUCAAACUUAGUCAGUUGCCAGUAUGUACAUGUAUUUAUUUAGUCUACAGUAAAGUUUACAUUUCGUGCGUGACAAAUGCAUUUUAAAAGUGUUUAGUUUUGUUGAAAAACAUUUAUGUUCAAGUGUAAUAAAGUGUGCUGACCGAGAAAUAGGUUGGUAACGUAUUUAAGGAAAAAAGAUAUCAUCAAAGUACACGAGUCAGUGUUUAUUACGAAACUGUGUUCAUCAUACUGCAUGUGAAACGUGUAUUCACCAUGCUACAUAGAUUGUCACAGAGUGUUCAACAUGAUACACGAGAAAUAUGUGUUAAUUAUACUGCACGAGAAACGUGUGUUCAUCAUACUGCACAGGAAUCAUGAAUAGAAAGAACAUUUUUGCAAUGUGCUAAUGUGCUUGGCAUUUAAGUAUACUUUCAAGUAUAAUCAUUGCGUCUUGCCUCGUGAUUUUAACAUACUUUCAGGUAUUAUUAUGUCUUGCCAUGAUGAAUAUCCGGGAUGAGAUAUUUAAACUACAUGUAUAAUGAUAUAUUAUCAUGUUGCAAUAUAUAACAUUCAUUCAUUACUAUCAUUUAGGGUAAUCAUGUGACCUUGUCGAUUAUAGCGUAAUAGUUAAUAGAUAUUUUGAAUAUUAGGCUCGUGGCUGAAUAGUUAAAGGCCCAUUAUGCCUAAGAAGUGCUAUUAUUUUUAUUUCUUACAGCCUUUUUAUUUUUCUUGUUCUGUUUCCAAAAUGUUACUCAUUUGCUUAUUACCUGAAUCUUCUUUUGCUUCUGUUGUCUUUUCAUAAUUAGUACAGUAGUGAGUAAGUAUUUUGUAUGGAAGUCAAAGUACUACUUUGUUUACAUUUUGCUACUAUUAUGACAAAUAAUUUUGUAUUCAACGCUACUUUCUGUAUGUGAUAAGCAUUUGACAUGCGCUUAAAUCAUUGUUCAAGCACAAUGCAAGUGAACAUCAUGUUUGGCUAUUCUAGAAUAUGGGAAACUCUAAGGCAUACUGUGCCUUUAAGGACACUGACUUGACUUCAAAAUACUCCCUCGUAUCCAAGGAAAGCUCGAUCUAACCAAGGGGCAUAUUUUUAUCAUCACCAAUAAGUACCAAAGGUAAACAGAAUGCGUGUUGCCAUUAUCAAACAUGAAUUAUUUUUUAAGUUUGCUCGAACCAUAUUUCAUACAUUAAUUUGAAAUUUAAAAGAAGAUUUAGUUUCGCGUCAAUGAGUAUAAAAACUUUUGAGCGAUUGAAAGUUGUACUUCUGUUUAAUGUAUGGUGUUUAAAUAAACACUG
Ruditapes philippinarum (Manila clam) is the source of this 3442-nucleotide messenger RNA. RefSeq names its product anhydro-N-acetylmuramic acid kinase-like. Gene Ontology annotation, molecular function: phosphotransferase activity, alcohol group as acceptor; ATP binding. The coding region runs from base 604 to 1743 and encodes 379 amino acids. The transcript is spliced from 2 exons. NCBI's taxonomy places the organism in Eukaryota, Metazoa, Mollusca, Bivalvia, Venerida, Veneridae. The record is from RefSeq and is a predicted model, not a curated record. Gene Ontology annotation, biological process: amino sugar metabolic process; peptidoglycan turnover.